ACAUAAUGACCGAUCCAGAUUCCUACCGCAGCUCCAUCACCUCUCGCCCAUCAUUCAACCGCACUGUUACCAGCAGUAGUCAAAACUAUGGAGCACCAGGAUCAGGGAAUCGUGUGCUGAAGAUUGUCACCGAAACUCACUCUUCCUCAGUUUCAAGUGGACUCUCCCCAUACGGACAGAAUGCUGCGUCCACCAUCCGAGACAACCGUGAGCGUGAAAAGAAAGAAAUCAUGGAGCUCAAUGAUCGUUUGGCUAGCUACAUUGAGAAGGUCAGAUUCCUUGAUGCUCAGAACAGAAAGUUGGAUGCCGAUCUGAAGAUGCUCCAAGGAAGAUUUGGAAAAAGUACCGGAUCUGUGAAAGUUAUGUAUGAGAUGGAGAUCACCACUGCCACCAAUGUUGUCAAGCAGACAGGAAAGGAUCACGGAGAGACUGAAAAGGAGAUUCGUAAGCUUCAGGAUCAACUCGACGAGUUGCGAAAGAAGUUUGAAGAGGCCCAAAGAGGGCGUGCUGAAGAUCGUUUGAAGAUUGAUGAUCUUUUGGUUACCCUUUCCAACCUCGAAGCCGAGAUCAACCUUCUCAAGAGACGCAUCGCCCUCCUUGAGGAAGAAGUUGCUCGCCUGAAAAAGGAAAACUUCCGGCUCACAUCUGAACUCCAACGUGUUCGCAUUGAGCUCGACCAGGAAACCCUUCUUCGUAUCGACAACCAAAACAAGGUGAAGACUAUUCUGGAGGAGAUUGACUUCAUGAAGAGAGGAUUUGAGACUGAGCUCAAGGAGCUUCAGGCUCAAGCUGCUCGUGACACCACUAGUGAAAACCGCGAGUACUUCAAGAAUGAACUCGCUAAUGCUAUGCGUGACAUUCGUGCCGAGUAUGACCAGAUCAUGAAUGGAAACCGUAAUGACAUGGAAUCCUGGUACCAGUUGAGAGUUCAAGAGAUCAAUACUCAAUCCAACCGCCAAAACGCGGAGAACAACUAUCAGAAAGAGGAGGUGAAGAGACUCCGCAAUCAAACUUCCGAGCUCCGCCAAAAGCUUUCUGAUUUGGAAUCAAGGAAUCUUCUUCUUGAGAAACAAAUCGAAGAUCUCAACUACCAGCUCGAGGAUGACCAAAGAUCCUACGAAGCUGCCCUCAAUGACAAGGAUGCACAAAUCCGCAAGCUCCGUGAAGAAUGCCAAGCUCUCAUGGUCGAGCUCCAGAUGCUCCUUGACACUAAACAAACCCUUGAUGGGGAGCUCAAGGUUUACAGACAAAUGUUGGAAGGUAAUUCUGAAGGAAAUGGGCUUCGGCAACUUGUCGAGAAGGUCGUCCGCACAUCUGCAAUCAAUGAAGAGGCUGACACCGAAACGAUGCGCGUAGUCAAAGGAGAACACUCCAGCAGAACAUCUUAUCAACGUUCAGCUAAAGGAAAUGUGGCGAUCAAGGAAACCUCCCCAGAAGGCAAAUUUGUCAUUUUGGAAAACACACACAGAGCCAAAGAAGAGCCACUCGGAGACUGGAAGCUUAAGAGAAAGAUCGACGGAAAACGCGAGAUCGUCUUCACCUUCCCAUCCGACUACAUCCUCCACCCAUUCCAAUCUGUCAAGAUCUUCGCCCGCGGACAAGGAAUCGCCAAUCCUCCAGAAGUGCUCAUUUUCGAAGGUGACGAAACAUUCGGUGUUGGCGCCAACGUUCAAACAAUCCUUUACAACAAUAAGGGAGAGGAGCGCGCGACACACAUCCAACGUCAAAGCCAACAAACGACAUCUUCCUAAAUCUAGCUUUUUGCUUGAGCUAUUUACUGUUUUCUUCUCUUUGUACCAGAAAUCUGAACCCCAACUCUUUGCUGCCUGCCUGUUUGCAUUUUUUCCGUUUGCUAUAUACUUUUUCACUUUUUUGUUUCUUUUUCCUCCGGUAACUUACUCAUUUUCAACAAUAAAUACUUUAUACAGAUCAAAAAAUUGCCA
Messenger RNA from Caenorhabditis elegans, 1943 nucleotides. RefSeq names its product Intermediate filament protein ifa-2 (gene mua-6). Gene Ontology annotation, cellular component: hemidesmosome. The transcript is spliced from 6 exons. The coding region runs from base 6 to 1751 and encodes 581 amino acids. NCBI's taxonomy places the organism in Eukaryota, Metazoa, Nematoda, Chromadorea, Rhabditida, Rhabditidae. The record is from RefSeq and is marked reviewed. Gene Ontology annotation, biological process: cytoskeleton organization.